Molecule: messenger RNA, 1501 nt
Organism: Frieseomelitta varia
Lineage: Eukaryota; Metazoa; Arthropoda; Insecta; Hymenoptera; Apidae
Gene: Faa
Product: fumarylacetoacetase
Exons: 8
Coding region: 92-1345 (417 amino acids)
Biological process (GO): homogentisate catabolic process; L-phenylalanine catabolic process; L-tyrosine catabolic process
Molecular function (GO): fumarylacetoacetase activity
Source: RefSeq, a predicted model, not a curated record
GCCGGUCGACCUUGACAAGCCUCUACGCGAUUAUCAUACAUCUGCGUUUUGAAAUCAUGACUUGGCUCAGUCGUUCAAAACAACCGUGAUCAUGAAGAGUUUCGUGGAGUAUUCUCCAAACUGUGAUUUUCCAAUCGAAAAUCUCCCUUACGGUGUCUUUUCUACAAAGAGUAAUCCUCAAAAGAGAAUAGGAGUAGCGAUAGGCGAUGAAAUUCUAGAUUUAUCCGUCAUUUCACAUCUGUUCGAUGGACCAUUAUUAAAAAAUAAUCAAGAUGUACUUCGUCGUGAUUGUCUCAACGACUUUAUGGCCUUGGGAAGACCUAGUUGGAUAGAAGCCAGAAGCAAACUUCAAGAUUUGCUGUCAGCCAGCAAUCCUACUUUGCAAGAACCAAAUACCCGUUCGAAAGUAUUUGUAAAACAGAAUGAAGCAACAAUGCAUUUACCAGCAAAGAUUGGCGACUAUACAGAUUUUUAUUCCUCCAUUCAUCACGCCACAAAUGUAGGCAUAAUGUUCCGCGGAAAGGAAAAUGCUCUGAUGCCAAAUUGGAAAUACUUACCGGUUGGUUAUCAUGGAAGAGCGAGUUCAGUCGUUGUUUCUGGCACUCCGCUAAGAAGACCUCAUGGUCAGACACUUCCGGUAGAGGGUGCACCCCCAGCAUAUGGUCCUUCCAGAUUAAUGGACUUCGAAUUGGAAGUAGCCUUCUUCGUUGGACCUCCUACAAAUUUAGGUGACACCGUUCCAGCAUCCAAAGCUUAUGACUAUAUUUUUGGAAUGGUCACCAUGAACGAUUGGAGUGCAAGAGACAUUCAAAAAUGGGAAUACGUUCCAUUGGGACCUUUUGGAGCGAAAAAUUUCGGAACCACCAUUUCUCCGUGGAUAGUCACCAUGGAAGCUUUAGAACCUUUCAAAGUACCUAAUGUAUCCCAAGAUCCAACUCCAUUUCCUUAUUUACAGCACAGUGAAUCUUGUAACUUCGAUAUUAAAUUAGAAGUUGAUAUCAAAACUCCAAACGGUAUCGUUACCACUGUCUGUCGUAGUAAUUAUAAAUUCCAAUACUGGACACCCCAACAACAAUUAGCCCACCAUACCGUAACCGGAUGCAAUAUCAAUCCGGGUGACUUAAUGGCUUCCGGUACGAUAAGUGGCGAGUCUGAUGAUUCUUAUGGUUCUAUGCUCGAGCUCGCUUGGAAAGGCACUCGGCCUAUACCGUUAAGAGAUGGGACUAACCGGAAGUUCCUACAAGAUGGUGACGAAGUGAUUAUUCGCGGUUACUGUGUCGGCGAUGGGUAUAGAAUCGGAUUUGGACCAUGUUCGGGAAAAUUAUUACCUCCCACUACUCAAUAAUUUUCUAUUCCGUUGUGAUAAUAUACGUUGUGUAAUAUACGUUGGUGGUACUUAUAAUUAUAAAUUAUAAAUUUGUGGGUUGGCUAUCAAUUUUUAGCUACUAAAAAAUGUAAUAAAAAUUAUAUAAAUAGCAAAUAAAAUGUUGUGUACUAUUCA